Molecule: messenger RNA, 2865 nt
Organism: Phlebotomus argentipes
Lineage: Eukaryota; Metazoa; Arthropoda; Insecta; Diptera; Psychodidae
Product: protein bric-a-brac 2-like
Exons: 6
Coding region: 486-2081 (531 amino acids)
Biological process (GO): regulation of transcription by RNA polymerase II
Cellular component (GO): nucleus
Molecular function (GO): DNA binding; protein binding
Source: RefSeq, a predicted model, not a curated record
AUUCCUGUUCCAGUGCUGAGCAUCGCGAUGCGGGCGUAAUCGGUGGAAUUUUCCCCAGGAAAAGCCGUGAAAAAGAGUGCCUUCUGAGUGCCCGUGCUCGUGCGUGGCGUGAUUCGUGUGUGCCGUGAAGUGUCUUCUCCUCGUGCAGCGACGACGCCUACCUGUUUACCUUUUUUGUGCGGUCAAAACAAAUGACGCACUCGUGAAGCAAAAAAGGAGUUCUCAGCGGAAGUACUGGAUAUGCACGGUCCGUCAGUGGAAACGUCUUCCUAGUUGCAUCGCACCCUUCAUCCUGAUUUAUGAAGCAGCCCGGGAGUUUCUCUGACAACUGGUGAUCAAUUAUUUAUAAUCCCCGUCCCCCCUUGGUCCGAUUGUGUUUUUCCAGGUUUCUAGGUGUUUUGCAGUCCGUUUUGCGCUCAGCCUCAGGUGCUAGAGAAAGAGAGAUUGUGUGCUGAUCAGAGGAACGUUGUGCAGAGAUUGUGAAGAUGCCAUCUGAAACGCCACCCCCGAAAAUUCCAUCACCAAGUGCAAGUGUGUCGGUGUUGGAGCAGCAACAGCGCCCCAAGACCCCAUCAUCAGUGCCACCAGUGUCAUCCACACCCUCAUCUUCCCAAUUGUCCCACCUCAAUCCAAAUUGUCAGCAGGGCCAGCAAGCGGCCACGGCUGGCCAGCAAGAGCAACAAUCAUUCUCGAGUUUGCCCACCACAUCACAGAACCACUCUGAGCCGCAGCAGUUCUGUCUCAAGUGGAACAGCUAUCAAUCGAACUUGACGAGUGAAUUUGACCAGUUGCUGCAGAAUGAGUCCUUUGUCGAUGUCACCCUCGCCUGCGAUGGUCACUCAAUUAAGGCCCACAAAAUGGUGCUGUCCGCAUGCAGCCCGUACUUUCAGGCGCUGUUCUUCGACAACCCGUGCCAGCAUCCCAUCAUCAUCAUGAAGGAGGUGAAGUGGCCCGAGCUCAAGGCCGUGGUGGAGUACAUGUACAAAGGCGAGAUCAAUGUGAGCCAGGAUCAGAUCGCGCCCCUUCUGCGGGUCGCCCAGAUGCUGAAGAUCCGCGGCUUGGCCGACGUGAACGGCGAUCAGGAUGUCAAUCCGUCUGCCAGCACGUCAGGCUCCGCCAACGGUGGCCACCAGUCGGGCGCGGGCUCGUCCGGGAAGUCGGACGCGAAUGCGAAGAAGCCGCGCCUCGCGCGGGACUUUGACGUGCACGAGCGGAGUAGCAACGGUGCCGGCGGCGCGUCCGCGAGCUCAGGUGGACAGGCCCGCGAUGGUGGCGAUAAUGUGGCGGCCGGUCGCAGUGGGCGGAAGAGACGCUGGCUCGCGGGGGAGAGCCAGACAGGCGCCGGAAGUCCCGGAGACGCCUCCACACCUGACAAUUUGGAGCCACCCUCGCCCAUCCCCAUGCAGAAUCACCCAAGUUCAAGCAUCACCCACCCACCAGCAUCCACCCCAACGCCAUCCAUGCCAUUCCCCGUCCCGCCCCACCUCGACACCAUGGGGCUGUCGUCUUUGGCGCUCAACAAUCCAGACGACAUGGAAAUCAAGCCGGGAAUAGCCGAAAUGAUACGCGAGGAAGAAAGGGCGAAACUCUUGGAAAACUCACAUGCCUGGUUAGGUGCUUCGACGUCAUCAAUUGCUGCAGACUACCCGAAUCUGCUGAAGCUGAAGACGCCGAUGUGGACGCAACAGCAGCUGAAGGAUGCCAUUAGCGCCGUGGUGACGCAGAAGAUGCGCUUCACGCAGGCCUCUGUGCGCUACAACAUCCCCAAGGGCACGCUGUACGAUAACAUCCUGGGAAAGUCGAACCGCAUGCAGGUGCUGGAGGAGGCCGGCCUGGAUGGCACGGAGGAGAACGCCGUGCUGGAGUUCUGCUGCGACGUGUCCGUGUCGCCGUACAAUCGGCGCACGAAGAAGUCACUAGCUAGUAUUUUGGAAUUUGUACAGAAGCUCAAGAUGGAGCACAGCUUUCAGUUCUCCGGCAAGUCCGGCUUCCGGUGGUGGUGGGCCUUCUGCAAGAAGUACUCCAUCGUGUCGCUGCACUACGACGGCAACGCGGACGAGAAGUGCCUCAACAGCUCAUAAGAGUCCUUCACCAAUUUCUAUCUCCUUCACCCCCUCGUAUUUUACUCUGUAGAUUUUGGUAGAGUGCAAAUAAUUACCAUGCAGAAGAAUUGGCGUGUGAAAUUCUUACGUUUUAUCUCCCUAAGCAAGCAAAAUUUACCAAAUUUUUUUUUAUUAAUAUUAAUACUCCAUUACGAUAUGAUAGGAACUAAAGAGCUAUAAAUUUGUGUCUUACAAUUUUACACACUUUUGUGGUAUGAUAUUUCGAUAAAGUGCUUUUUGGAAUAAUAUUGCGAUCUUACACAAAUUGUAUAAAAAAUUUCUGAUGAAAUGUUGAAGUUUUGUACACAAGAAAGACAUUUUUUUCGAUAUAUUUACACUACCUUUGCUGUUAACUCAAGACAUUCCACUAUGUUUACUGAUGAAGACAAUCAAAAAGAUGUAAUUUGUAGAGCUUAAGUUAGUUUGUUAGGUAAUUUUAUCAAAUAGGAAUAUAUUUUCAUGUAAAGAUCACUGCAAGAAGUGAAUUUUUACUUUGAGGAUAGAAAUAAAAACGUGACAUUGUGAAAAUCUUCCACAUUUUUUCACUGUGAUUAUAUUUGGCGUGCGAGUGGAUUUUGUUGGGCACGCAGAGAGAGAAAAACAAAGCCAAGAAUAGUCAAAAAGACAUUGGACGAUGACUUCUAAGCAUAUUAAAAUAUUUACUUGUUUAAUUACAAAUAAUUGAAGUUAACGGCAAAAAGCAUUUGCGCAGUUGAGAAUUAAUUAAAUUUAUUUAAUCAUACUCCUCCGUAUUUGCAGGCGG